Triticum turgidum subsp. durum (durum wheat) is the source of this 261-nucleotide messenger RNA. The record is from the annotation of a GenBank genome assembly. NCBI's taxonomy places the organism in Eukaryota, Viridiplantae, Streptophyta, Magnoliopsida, Poales, Poaceae.
AUGGAUCCAGGCCAUGGCCCUCCCUGCUCGUCCCUCCAUCCCCUCUACGACGGUGAAGACGAGGCCAUAGCACUCGCCUCCCCCAUGAGCUCCAGGCAUGAGGUCCAAGACCCGCCUCAUCCAGAUCGGGCCGCGGUGUCGCGCCACCACCACGUGAACCCAGCUGCCUCCUCCGCCAUUGACAACAUCCACACGGACGACCAUGCACCACCAACACCACCACCUCUCCCCCCGUCACUCGGCUACAUGGAGGACGUGUAG